This is a messenger RNA of Austrofundulus limnaeus, 2347 nucleotides long. It is a transcript of the gene mybl2b, whose product is annotated as v-myb avian myeloblastosis viral oncogene homolog-like 2b. Gene Ontology annotation, molecular function: DNA-binding transcription factor activity, RNA polymerase II-specific; RNA polymerase II cis-regulatory region sequence-specific DNA binding. Gene Ontology annotation, cellular component: nucleus. Gene Ontology annotation, biological process: regulation of DNA-templated transcription. Lineage: Eukaryota; Metazoa; Chordata; Actinopteri; Cyprinodontiformes; Rivulidae. The record is from RefSeq and is a predicted model, not a curated record.
UGAAGAUGGAGAUGAAGCCAUGCAUCAAGAUACAGAUUUCGAUGUGGCCGAACUAAGGGAUGGUGGGAAAGUGAAGUUGAAAUGGACCCAAGAGGAGGAUGAUCUGCUGAAGGUGCUGGUUCAAAAACUGGGAAGGGAUAACUGGAAACACAUUGCUAGCUUCUUACCAAAUCACACCGAGCAGCAGUGUCAUCACCGCUGGUUUAAGAUCUUAGAUCCAGGUCUGAUCAAAGGUCCUUGGACCAAAGAGGAGGACGAGAAGGUGAUUGAGCUUGUAAAUCUGUACGGGAACAAACAGUGGGCAAUGGUAGCCCGGCACCUCAAGGGCAGGCUGGGGAAGCAGUGCAGAGAGCGCUGGCACAAUCACCUCAACCCCAACGUGAAGAAGUCAUCGUGGACCGCUGAGGAAGACCUCAUCAUUUACAAAGCUCACUGUCUGCUCGGGAACCGCUGGGCCGAGAUUGCAAAGCUGCUCCCUGGAAGGACGGACAAUGCUGUGAAGAAUCACUGGAAUUCAACUAUAAAACGCAAGCUAGAGAUGGGCUUCUAUUCCAACGAGGUUUUCCAGCCAAGUGAACGUGAAGAGCUGCUGGCAUGUAUUAAUAAAGAUGUGCAGGACUUGGAUGGCUGGUGCAACCUGACAGAGUUUGACCUGCCUGAGGACAGUCCCAGCCCCGAAUGCCAUCAGUUUCGUCUGGAGGGCAGCGCCUUGCAGGAGCUGAGCAAAGGCAGCAAGGGAGAACUCAUCCCCAUAUCCCCCGGAGGCAUCACUCCACCUUCCAUACUGUCCCGCCACAGCCGGAGGUACAUCACCUUGUCGCCAGACACCAAUCAAUCCAWGACUCCCAAGAGCACCCCUGUCAAAAUCCUGCCCUUUUCUCCAUCUCAACUUUAUAACACCUAACCACAAGUCUGAACUCUGCAUGACCCCACGAACUCCAACGCCAUUCAAAAACGCCAUGGAGAAGUACGGCCCUUUGCAGCCUCUACCUCAAACUCCAAAUCUUGAAGACGACAUAAAUGAGGUUAUCCUGAAAGACACAGGAAUCAACUUGGCUGUUGURGGUUCAUCUCCACCUGAGCAAAGGCGCAAAACAAUGCAUCGGCGUCCAAUGAAGAAAGUGCGGAAAUCGUUGGCCCUUGAUGUAAUGGAUUGUCAUGUGAAUCCUCCAUCUAAACGUAAAUCCAGCAGGACUGAACUCAAACGCACCAUAAAGACGGAACCUGUUGCAGUUUCUCUUCACUCAUCAUUUUCCAGUAGGAGGCAUGAAAGUAUUUUGAAUGAGGGAUUCCUGCAGGACCCCAGUGACAGUGCCAUAUUUCCCAGCACCUUGCCCCCAGUUCCUAUGUCGAAAGAAUGGGAGAAAGUUGUGUGCGGACAAACUAAAGACCAGCUCAUAAUGACGGAGAAGGCAAGGCGCUACCUUCGCUCCGUGAAGUCCCAYGCUCCCAACCGGGCUCUGAUUCUUUCCUGAGAUUUGAGAAUAUAUUCUCAACAACAUGUUGCUCAGUCAGGGCGUAAUGUUGCUUUUGCUCACUGGCAUAUGCAGGGUUAAUAAAAUGUUCAGGCAACAAAGAUGCACCAAUCCAAACACCGACAGUAUAAAACCCUGGCUUGUAAGAGUGGUGCUUGUAGAUGUAGUCUUUUUUCCCCCUUUUUUUUCAUUAUUGAUUAUAAUGUUAAGGCCCUGUCACACUAAAACGUUUUAGAAAACUUAUGAAAAAAAAGUCUAAAUUACUAAUAAAAGCUAAAUAUUUGAUCAAUUUGUUCACCAUGUAGUAUAAACACAACUAAAUGAGGCUUCCAGUUGAUUUUUUAAUUCCAUCUUCACUGUAGAUGUAGUGUGACAGGGCCUUCAGAAAGAACUAUGAAUGUAAAAUUAAAAAUCAAGAUUUUAAAUUUUUGCCAUCAUUGAACAGUUUUACAUAACAUAAUGUGUCUGAGAUGUGCCUUUGUAUCGUGAAUGACCAACACUCUGGUAUCAUUGCUGGAACUCUUGUCACUGUGGUUGAUCAGUAAUGCACUGAACUGAAGACGGUCUUACUGUAGUAUCUGUUUUCCAUUUAUGCAUUUAUAUUCUUUUCUCAGUUAGCAUUUUUUACAGCCUACACACCGGGGAAGCAAACAAAUUUAAAGUUUAAGAAAUCAAUAUUCUAUAAAGGUGAUCGGUUCCUUAUAAGUUUGCUAAAACCUCAGUUGUUUUUCUCCUAUAGCAGAGGUUUGUUCUGACCACUGCUGCCAGGACUGAUGGUAUUUGGCAAACUUUAAUAUAUUUAGUGUUGGAUGUUAUUUUACUUGUGCAACUGUUGGUCACAAAAUAUAAUAAAACACUGAUGUAUGUUGGAA